Molecule: messenger RNA, 2250 nt
Organism: Penicillium waksmanii
Lineage: Eukaryota; Fungi; Ascomycota; Eurotiomycetes; Eurotiales; Aspergillaceae
Product: putative respiratory complex assembly protein Rmp1
Exons: 2
Coding region: 1-2250 (749 amino acids)
Source: RefSeq, a predicted model, not a curated record
AUGCGUCCUCAUCCUAGGUGUGCCCAACGCCUUUGGGUAAGGCCUACUGCCUUUACAACACUCCCAAAUCACUCUAUUCGUCACCAGAGCUCCCCCUCCUCCACCUCCACCUCCCAUGGUGACCGUUCACCGAGACCGUCGCGACCGCGCUCCAAGAGACCCGAGCCAGCGCAAAAAUUCGAGACCCGCCAGGUCCAGCUGACGGUUGAUUCCUUAGGAGAGCCUGGCAGUGUCACCGUCAUCUCCUCCAGUCGCCCCAAAUCACUUCUUCGAACACGCAAACCUCGCCCGGCGCAUUCUCGUAAGCAAAAUACCACCACAGUCGACUCAAUACUGGAUGAUUUGGACCAGGAGACUGCGGUUCUGGAUGAGGAGGAUAUCCGCAAGACCAUUGAAAACCUUGGCCAGUUCUCCGACCAAGCUGCCAAGCUGACAUUGCACGACUGGGAAACUCUCCGAUCAGACAUCGCUACUUCCUUCACCUACAACCAACUGUCAGACUAUAUCGCCGCUCGCAAACAAUUGGCCUUAGAAGAGGUUAAAGGAGAAGAUGAAUGGAGGCCCGGAACCUCCUCAUUCUGGCACGCCAGUCCAACCGCGCACAGCAACACCGAACGACUGGCCGCGGCUCAGGGACUAACGGGCAAGCCCCUUCUCGCAGAACAUAUCCUUCGAGACUGCUGGCAUUUCUCGGUGGUCAGCGAGGUUGGCCAGCUGGAUCUUCGCCUCCCUCCGCUCUCAAUUACCGUGCUGCUCAAUUCCACGCACUUCUCCUUCGAUGAAGUGGCCGAACUCCACUCUUCCAAGAUCGAUGUGACUAGUUCUCUCGGUUUGGUCAGAGUUACUGGUGAACGGGAAGCUUGCGAAUCGAUCCGCGAUGUCAUCGAAGACGCCGUGACCCGUAUUCGUGAACAAAAAACCGGCAUCAGUGUCCAAGCACCCGUCAACCCGGCUCAGGUAUUCACGCGGCCAUUCAUCGAUUGGGUUUCUCAAACCUAUAACGUGGCUAUCGAGCAAGAUUCUUCGUCUAUUCCCACCAAAAUUCUCUGCCUCUCGGAAAGUAUUCAGGAUGCAGAGAAUGCUCGCCGAACCCUCAACUAUCCAUUAUCUGAGGCGAGCCAGACCUCCGUUCCCUUCUCCACAUAUAUGCCCGCCUCACAGCCGGCAAAUCUCUACAGUCAAAUUCUCCAGCACCCUUCCUGGUUGGAUCGGUCCAAAUCCUGGUUCCGAUGGGCUAUUUCGUCUACCCAGACGACAUCAACCGAGGCACAGCGAGCGCCAUUCUUCGACGGCCACCAGACACGGCUUUCCGAUGAGCUACUGAAGCUACUUCGAAAGGACUCGGCUGUGGCAAAGGGAGAAGCCUCGAAUGGGGCUACCAUACACGAAUCCGUGACAGCGGCCGUUGGUAGAUGUCUUUUCUCUUCGAAGCAAAUGCCCGAAGAUGCAGAAACCACUUUAAGCGCCUCGGAUCUGGGGAGGUCUUCCAUGACUCGCAUUUUUACAACCGAAGUACCCAACUUGACGUCUUUCUUGGAGUCUCUUCCAGAACCCAAGUCGAAAUCAGGGACCGGGAGACUCCGUCUCAAACCAUCCUCGGAAUACGUUGGAGUCGCCCCCGAACUUGAGGUGGAAUAUCUUCUCUAUGAAUCAGAAGGUGAAGACUCUGGCCACAGCGUCGAAAUCACAGGCUUGAAAUCCAUCCUUGAAACAAGCAGUGUGGAUUACCUUCUCCCCGAGAACGCGAUCGACCUCCGUUUCACCCGCACUGCCCAUCGAGAUAUCACAAAGGAGAUUCUAAGCGAGUCUCCCCAUUACAGGCAGCUGGUUCGCGACAUCGAACAAUCCUUAGUCUCGCUUCCCCGUGGGCUUCUCUUAUCCCCCGAUAAAGAAGUUCUUGGUGAUUCUUUCUGGAACAUCUUGCUCGAAAACAAUCUCGAGGUGGAAUACAUGUAUCCCCCUCUUCAGGACAUCCGUGGUUCCAUCCUUCAAUACUAUGACCUCGAUGGCCGGGAAUUAAGUUACCGUUUCUAUGAAAGUGGUCCUUUCUACGCUAGCCUCGCGACAGAGGUCGCCUUGGCGGUCGACAUUCCACAGGUUGACGCCAACCUACACGCUGACGCUGAAGAAUUUCAGCGUUCUGUCGAGCACAAUUAUCACGAAUUCUACAAUGCGGCCUGCGACAUGGCAUUCAAGGUGAAAUCUGCCAAUCGUGAAGUCGAGGUCGAGGUUGAGGUCGAGGAUUCAUAG